Messenger RNA from Ctenocephalides felis (cat flea), 1852 nucleotides. Its product is annotated as tubulin alpha-1 chain-like. The record is from RefSeq and is a predicted model, not a curated record. Gene Ontology annotation, cellular component: cytoplasm; microtubule. Gene Ontology annotation, biological process: microtubule cytoskeleton organization; mitotic cell cycle. Lineage: Eukaryota; Metazoa; Arthropoda; Insecta; Siphonaptera; Pulicidae. The coding region runs from base 134 to 1852 and encodes 572 amino acids. The transcript is spliced from 10 exons. Gene Ontology annotation, molecular function: structural constituent of cytoskeleton; GTP binding.
CAGGCAAGCUUUGGUUUGCACCAACAAAUGAAAAUCGACAGAACGGAUCGAACAAGUAAAUUUAUCGAAUCAAGAAAACAUUAGUUAGUUCCUUAAAAUAUCUAUUUGUAAUUGCAAAUAAAAUAGCAGUAAUAUGCGUGAAUGCAUCUCAGUACAUGUCGGGCAAGCCGGAGUGCAGAUUGGCAAUGCAUGUUGGGAGCUUUAUUGUUUGGAGCAUGGCAUUCAGCCUGAUGGCCAAAUGCCAUCUGAUAAGCAAAUUGGCGGCGGCGAUGAUUCGUACAAUACUUUCUUUAGUGAAACUGGCGCCGGAAAACAUGUUCCUAGGGCGGUUAUGGUCGAUUUGGAGCCUACGGUAGUCGAUGAAAUUCGUACCGGAACAUAUCGUCAAUUGUAUCACCCCGAACAACUGAUUACUGGCAAAGAAGAUGCUGCUAACAACUAUGCUAGGGGACAUUAUACUAUUGGCAAAGAACUCGUCGAUAUAGUUUUGGAUCGGAUGAGAAAACUGCGUGAAUGCAUCUCAGUACAUGUCGGGCAAGCCGGAGUGCAGAUUGGCAAUGCAUGUUGGGAGCUUUAUUGUUUGGAGCAUGGCAUUCAGCCUGAUGGCCAAAUGCCAUCUGAUAAGCAAAUUGGCGGCGGCGAUGAUUCGUACAAUACUUUCUUUAGUGAAACUGGCGCCGGAAAACAUGUUCCUAGGGCGGUUAUGGUCGAUUUGGAGCCUACGGUAGUCGAUGAAAUUCGUACCGGAACAUAUCGUCAAUUGUAUCACCCCGAACAACUGAUUACUGGCAAAGAAGAUGCUGCUAACAACUAUGCUAGGGGACAUUAUACUAUUGGCAAAGAACUCGUCGAUAUAGUUUUGGAUCGGAUGAGAAAACUGGCGGAUCAAUGCACAGGUCUUCAGGGGUUUCUAAUUUUUCACUCUUUCGGCGGUGGAACUGGUUCUGGUUUUGCUUCUUUGCUUAUGGAACGUUUGUCAGUCGACUAUGGAAAGAAGAGCAAAUUGGAGUUUGCAAUUUACCCAGCUCCUCAAGUUUCUACGGCUGUGGUUGAACCAUACAAUUCCAUAUUAACGACCCAUACGACUCUUGAGCAUUCUGAUGCUGCUUUCAUGUGUGACAACGAGGCGAUAUACGAUAUUUGCCGUCGAAAUUUGGAUAUAGAACGACCGACGUAUACUAAUUUGAAUCGAAUUGUCGGCCAGAUUGUGUCGUCCAUAACAGCAUCCCUUAGAUUUGAUGGGGCCUUGAAUGUUGAUUUGACUGAGUUUCAAACAAAUUUGGUGCCGUAUCCGCGUAUUCAUUUUCCGCUGGUGACUUAUGCUCCGGUUAUUUCCGCGGAAAAGGCGUAUCAUGAGCAGCUUUGCGUAGCCGAAAUAACGAACGCAUGUUUCGAACCAGCUAAUCAACUAGUGAAGUGCGAUCCCCGUCAUGGAAAAUAUAUGGCGUGCUGUCUUCUUUACCGCGGCGAUGUGGUUCCGAAAGACGUUAAUUCGGCGAUUGCCACCAUCAAAACCAAGAGAAGUAUACAAUUUGUGGAUUGGUGUCCCACUGGAUUUAAGGUUGGAAUAAAUUACCAGCCACCGACCGUAGUGCCAGGCGGCGAUUUAGCCAAAGUUCAAAGAGCCGUUUGCAUGUUGUCCAACACGACUGCAAUUGCCGAGGCGUGGGCCAGGCUUAAUCAUAAGUUCGAUUUAAUGUAUGCAAAGCGCGCUUUCGUACACUGGUAUGUUGGUGAAGGAAUGGAAGAAGGAGAGUUUGCUGAAGCUCGUGAGGAUUUAGCCGCCUUAGAGAAAGAUUAUGAGGAAGUAGGCUUGGAAUCUGUUGAAGAUGAUGGAGAAGAAGAGUAUUGA